UCGUGCAAGGGGAAAAAAAUCAUAUCCGGCCCCAGUCUUCAGUCCCCCCUUGAGAGAGAAAACAUCUGUCUGUGGAAUCUCUCUGUAUAGGAGCGGCGGAUCUGUGGUGUUCGAACUGCCGAUACACUUCGACAUCUCCCUGACACAUCCUCUGCCGACUGCGACGAUGACGAAACUUCGUGCACGCGAAAUUCUCUCCCCUGCUGUCAUCGUCGUUGUUCUCGCCGCUGCCAUCAUCGAGGCGGGAGUUUACCGACGAGAGGCAUGUUACGGAGACCUGGGCUGCUUCCAGCCGAUCGCCACCAAGGUCCCAGCCUCUCCUGAGAGCAUCAACGCGUCUUUCUUGCUGGCCACGCGAGACAACGCUACGACCCUCCUGGAGAUCCUCGCCUCGCCAGGCCCGGACGAAUGGAGCGAGAAGAUUGGCAAUUCGUCGUUCGAUGCCCAGAAGGAGACCAAGUUCCUGGUCCACGGCUUCAACGCUAGAGCUGAUUCCCCAACGUAUUUAGGAAUAAAAGAUAAUCUGCUGACGAAGGGGGAUUUCAACGUGUUUCUGGUUCAGUGGAAACAUGGUGCAGCUACCAUCGACUACGACCAGGCUGCAUCUAACAGCCUCUUAGUAGCGGCGCAAGUGGCCAAGUUCAUCAACUGGUUGCGUACUUCACACGGCCUUGACCCGGCCAAAGUUCACCUGAUCGGUCACAGUCUUGGCGCCCACAUCUGUGGCAACGCCGGCUCCAGAGUUCAAGGACUUGCACGAGUAACAGGUCUGGACCCAGCUGCUCCACGCUUCGUCGACUUCGACAUCGCCAUGCGGCUCGACAGCACAGAUGCCCACUUCGUCGAUGUCAUUCACACGGACGGAGAGGCGUUCACCGUCAGCAAAGGUUACGGAAUGGCCAAAGCAAUCGGUCAUAUUGACUUCUAUCCUAACGGCGGGUCUGAUCAGCCUGGAUGCACAGACGACGAGCUUGCGGGGAUACUAGGAUUGCUUGGAGGUAACCCGGACAACAGUGUGUCCUGUAGCCACACACGUGCCGAAAGCUACUUCAAAGAAUCCAUCAACUCCGUCUGCAAGUUCCUGGCUCGCCCAUGCGCCAACUGGACCACGUACGAUCAAAACGGGUGCAGCGGAUGUCCGCAGGACGGAUGCCCGAUCAUGGGAUUCGACGCAGACAAGACUUCCGCUCGGGGUAUCUUCUACCUCAGCACUGCACAGACCUCUCCUUACUGUGGUUCCGAAUACUUCGUGGAGAUGGACCUAUCUGAUGAAGUAGUAGACUCUCGUGGCCGGAUCUUCAUUACCUUGUUGGGCGACAUAAACAGCACGGAAGUAGAAUUUACUAGAGACUUCCGCCAGUACCACGCCAACGACAAGGAGAAACACGUCAUUGCAGUCAGCCAGGAUGUGGGAGCGUUGACAGGUAUCAGGGUUAAAUUUGUUCGAGAGAAGAAGCUUGGACAGCAGCCUCAAGGUCACGACAAUCACGUGACAAUCCAUCGUAUCAUCGUUGAAGACCGUACCACACGAACUAAGACAAUCUUUUGCACACGGGACGUUGCAGAAUCUGAUCUUAAGGCGGUGACCAUUCGCACGGAUUCCAGCUGCAGUUGACUUGACAGUUCUUGACAUGCCGCAAAAUUUGGGCAAACCAGAAUAAUGUAACAAAAAAAAAACAUGCUGCAAAAUAAAUCUACAGUAAUAUAUUUAAAGAUAAACAAACAAAACGAGAAAAACUAAUGAAUAAAAUAACUACAAGUU
Molecule: messenger RNA, 1762 nt
Organism: Pomacea canaliculata
Lineage: Eukaryota; Metazoa; Mollusca; Gastropoda; Architaenioglossa; Ampullariidae
Product: pancreatic lipase-related protein 2-like
Exons: 8
Coding region: 167-1615 (482 amino acids)
Biological process (GO): lipid metabolic process
Molecular function (GO): carboxylic ester hydrolase activity; lipase activity
Source: RefSeq, a predicted model, not a curated record